Messenger RNA from Laetiporus sulphureus 93-53, 2634 nucleotides. RefSeq lists its product as uncharacterized. The transcript has 18 exons. The record is from RefSeq and is a predicted model, not a curated record. Lineage: Eukaryota; Fungi; Basidiomycota; Agaricomycetes; Polyporales; Laetiporaceae. Bases 75 to 2447 code for a protein of 790 amino acids.
CACGGCUCGCCAUCUUCAAGCGUCAACUUCAUCGCGCCGAAUGUUCAAGGACGGUUUCUAGCGAGCAAUCCCGCAUGAGCUGCCUGACAAGUACAUUCAUCGAAGGACUCAUGGAUGAAGAACAAUCGACCGCAACGUUGCUUGGCCACACCUCGGAAAUUCUAGCUGCAGUGAAGGUAUUUCCGCUAAUACCCAGCAUCAAACGAGAUGUCGAAAAAGAUAUUGAUACGGCAUUAAGCUGGGAACAGCUCACAGCCUCAGAUAUCAAUUUCGCUAUUGUGCGUCCUCUGGUGUUCAAAUAUGCUAGGUUGGACAACAUGGCGGUCGUCUACGCAUGCUUCGUCGUUCGCUCCCAUUUCCUGUCUGCAGCCCAAGAGGAUCUCGCGUACUCCGGAGUGAUGCUUUCUCGAGCCAGCUUGUGCGAGAUCCUGGCCAUGAAACUUCUGAACACCUUUGCCGCCACGCGAAUAUGUUUAGCAGCUACUCUAACGGCCAGUUGGAGCCCUUUAGCUGGCGCGCCUCCCGAAACCGUGCAAGAAGUUAGGAACAUCCUCGGCUUGGAUGAAAAAUUCGAUCCGCAAUGUGCUCUCGAGAUGGCUAUUGCAACCGAAUCCAAGGCAUUCAUCUCCUCACCUGCAGUUCAGAUGGUUGUGAACGACAUAUACGGCGGAAGGAUGGUAUUUUCCAUGUCGUCUUAUCACUCCAUUCUCGCCGAUAACUAUAAGCCGCGUGCCAUCGAGGUGUACGAUUAUCGGAAAGCACCAUUCCUGGAUCAUUACCGGCUCCGUGUGCCCAAGUAUGGUGCUGUCCUGGAGUUUCUCAACUUCGCACUCCUCCUGACAACGUUCUUGCUAUGCCUAUCAAACCAAGACGUCGAUAGAAUGAAUGCCUUCGAGGUUGUUUUCAUCAUAUUUGCUACAGCAUUUACGCUUGCAGAAUAUACAGCCUCAAGGGAGCAUGGUUGGAGUAUAUACAUCGCAAAUAUGUGGAACGUUUUUGAUACGUCAUUUGUGAUCAUCUUCUUUGCAUACUUGGGCUUCAGGAUCAGAGGACUUACACACCACGAUGCGGGUGCGUCCGAAAUGUCAUUCGAUAUCCUCGCAUGUGGAGCAUGCAUUCUCUUCCCGCGCCUGGCAUUCUUCGCUGUUUUUAACAACGUUGUAGUCUUGGCUCUCCGCGCCAUGAUGGCGGACUUCAUAUUCUUCAUCGGAAUCGCGGCAAUAUGCUUUUCAGGCCUCCUUUUCACUCUUCACAGCUUAGCUGCGGACACCUGGAGCGUCAAACGAAUCGCAUGGCUGAUGGUGCAGAUUUGGUUCGGAAACACUUAUCUCAGUUUCGGGCAGGCUGAGAGUUUCCAUCCGAUAUUCGGCCCGAUCCUCAUGACCAUGUUUGCCGCGCUAUCAAACACGCUCCUCCUGACCAUUUUGAUCUCCAUCUUGUCCAAUACAUUCGCCCAGAUCAACGCGAACGCUAAACAAGAGUAUCUGUUUCAGUACGCCAUAUCAACUAUUGAAGGCGUCAAAUCAGAUGCGCUCUUCAGCUAUCAGCCGCCGUUCAAUUUACUUGCAUUUGCGAUCUUGUGGCCUCUAAGCUUCGUGUCAACACCGCGAGCUCUGCACACCGCGAACGUUUUCUUGAUCCGACUGACUUCCUUCCCGAUCCUGAUUAUUAUUAGUAUCUACGAGCGGUAUCUCGCCGAGGGCCGCAAGUGGAGGGAAAGCAGCUCGGAUGCUGCGCACAACUUGUAUACACGCUUAACUCGGAAGGUGAAGCAUAUCCCGAUCCUGGAUCUGCUCGGGUCAGGGUCCAUGGACGUUUACGACGCGAUCUUCGAUGUCGAACUUCUGCAUGAGCCUGAGCUCUUUCCCGAGGACGAGAACGAGGACGACACCCCCUCCGGGAGUCUGCAUGCAUUUCCCUCCCACGAUAGCUUGCAUCCGCAGUCUACUGCCUCUUAUCAUUCGCGUCCGUCUAUGGAAACGCCCGUAAUUGAGGUCGAGCCGCAAACACCUAGGCAGAGGAGGCACACGAGUCUCCCCAGGUCCCCUCCCCUCGGAAGGAGCAGGAGCAUGCGCGAGGGGGUCUCGCAGACUAUAUCGCCGCGACCUAGAAAAGCCACCUUAUCGCCGAUUGUGUCGUACAGCUCGGGGGAGGUCCCCACCGUUGGCCCUCGCAGUCCCCUGAGCAGGCUCUACUCAGGGCGAGGAAGCGCGUCGGCCGUUCAGCUCGAGAAAGUCAGCUCGGCCAGUGCAAGUAUUGAUGCCGGGGUGAAGAAGAUGGAGACGCUUCUGGAAGAAGUACGAAAUCUGCCUGUGAAACAGCUGAAGGAGGAGAUGAAGGAACUUCAGAACCGGCAGGCCCGAAUCGAGAAUCUGUUGUUGACGCUCACGAGGGGGAUGCGCAACGACUCCGGGUACCACUCGUCCCCUCGGAACGACACGCUUUGACAGUUCCUUUCAGGAAGAAGUAUUACCCUAUGGCACGGCGACGACAUGGAAACUUGUGAUUACGCAUUCUAUGGCUGUAUACGAAAGAACAUUUGUGUAUCCAGGCCGUCAAUGAGCACGCGCGCUUAUAGAAGGGAAUGGACAAUGCAGCCUGUGCCAAGAGAACGACAGCGAGAAUACGAUGUGG